AUGGAGUUCAACAUCAAGUCACAACACAAUCGAAUAGGGCGAAAUCAACAACGACGAUUAGAAAGAGCACAAACGCGCCGGUUCGUAACUAACAUCCGCAGAACAUAUGACCAACAACGACAGCAAGAGCAUCGAGCUUUUUCAUAUUCUUCCUUCCAUCGAAUUGCAUUUCAAUACGAGCCUGACAUUGCAUAUUAUAAUCAUUCAAAAGUUUUAAUAGGCUCCAUGGAUCAGGAAUGUCGCUUCUGCCAUGCACUUAAAUUCAAACAUGAGCCAGCUGGAAUGUGUUGCGCUUCUGGAAAAGUUUAUUUGCCAUCACUUGAGACACCACCGGAACCGUUGAAAGGUUUACUUACAGGUACAGAUUCUGAUUCUGCCAUGUUUCUGAAAUCCAUCCGAAAAUUCUAUUCGUGUUUCCAAAUGACCUCUUUUGGAGCGACCGAAAUAGUUUCCAACGCUUCUUCAAAUGGUCAAAUAUUCAAUUCUACGUUUAAAAUUAAAGGCCAAGUUUACCACAAAGUAGGGUCGUUAUUACCAAUGCCAAUUACUACCCCUAAUUUUUUACAAAUUUAUUUCAUGGGUGGUGACGAUAACAAUCGUGUAAAUACGCGUUGUAGUUUCACUAACCUCAGUUCGAUCAGUGCCAGACGCAUUGUCUAUGAAUUGGGCGCCCUUUUGAAUGAGCAUAAUGUUUUAUUGAAUUCUUUUAAAUCACAUAUGCACGAAUUAACAAGUGAUAAUUAUGCUAUUGUCAUUAAUCCGGAUAAAACCCCAUCCGGAGAACAUGAACGUAGAUUCAUUGCACCUGUCAUGAAUGACGUUGCUGGAAUCGUUAUCGGCGACCGCACGUCUACGCGAGAAAUCGUUAUCCGAAGAAGGAACAACAAUCUGGAGUUCAUUUCGGAUACACAUCGCUCCUAUGAUGCUCUCCAAUAUCCACUCAUCUUCUGGAAAGGGCAAGACGGAUACUGUAUUAAUAUUAAACAACGGGAUCCAAUUACAGGAAACGAAACAAAAAGUUAG
Anopheles coluzzii is the source of this 1023-nucleotide messenger RNA. RefSeq lists its product as uncharacterized. The record is from RefSeq and is a predicted model, not a curated record. The coding region runs from base 1 to 1023 and encodes 340 amino acids. Lineage: Eukaryota; Metazoa; Arthropoda; Insecta; Diptera; Culicidae. The transcript has 3 exons.